AUGUUGCACCGCGUCGCCCGGUUUAAUGAUGUUUUGUUAGCGGACGCCGUACCUCAGCUAAAUUGUGCCGGGUACGUGCUUUGGCAUGCUAUGCUUGUAGACGACAGCGGUCUAGCUAGACGUUUCUUCUACACUAUCUUGCCGGAUGAGAGCGGUGAGAGCUAUAAGUCUGCUGUGGGAGCCAUUGAGCUAUGUGGCCAGUCUUUGCACAAUGCAAGACUAUAG
Molecule: messenger RNA, 225 nt
Organism: Echinostoma caproni
Lineage: Eukaryota; Metazoa; Platyhelminthes; Trematoda; Plagiorchiida; Echinostomatidae
Source: the annotation of a GenBank genome assembly